UUUUUUUUUUUUUUUUUUUUUUAAUAAAACAUUUCGACAUUUCUUCAAAAAGAUAUAACGGUGCAUUAGCAUACUAGAGAGGGACCAAAACCAAGAAGAUAGAAAGGAUGCGAUGAUCGUACAGAUUUAAGAGUGGAGCCGAAGCCGAAGCCGAAACCGAAGUCGAAGUCAAAGUCGAAGUCGAAGUCAAAGUCGAAGUCGAAUUGAUUGAUUAAUUAAUUAAUUGAUUGAUCGAUCGAUCGAUCGUACAUUAAUUAAGAUGAACGGAAACGGAAAGAUGAACGAUAGCAAUAAUAGCAGUAUUAACAAUAAUAAUUGGUGCCGCCAGCUGACAUUGAUUAUCACGAUUUUUUUAUUGCUAUCCGUUGCAGUAGCUGAAAAGCAAAAACGUCAAAUCUUUAGGGAACAAGUAUUGCCAGCUCUUGGUGGGAAAAUACCAGAGGAAGCUUUUAGAACCGAUCGUUUGGCGCUAAAUCGCUUGAAUAAGGAAGGCAUUACAAUACCGGAUGGUGUUGUACUAGACGCGAGACAGGUUCAUAAACAUCCACAUACUUCCCAGCAUAUGCCUAAGAUCAUUAAAGUAUACUUAACGCCUGAUGGUAGAUACGUACCACCCGAAGGUCGGACUCAUUAUGAUCAUCCGAAAGCCGUCGACACAACUUACAUAAUUCGAACGCCUUUCGGAAGACCCGAGAAACCAAUGAAUAACUUUGGAAAUUACAAGCAUCAUCGAAUGCAUAACAAACAGCAACCUUAUCCUAAUUACAGACAACAGCUUGUACCAUUGAUUCCACCUACCAAACCUGGUGUUUAUAAGCCAAUAGUAACGCCAUUGAUGUUACCAGCGAAUCCUAAUUUCUUUGAACGAACGUAUUUGCCUACCUUGGAUCUCGAAUACGAUUGGGAUACCGUUUAUCGACCUUUCAAUGAAUAUUACGUCGACAACAUAUUGUUUAAUUCUCAUCAGAUUCUCACGGAUUAUCAAGGAUUUCUCGACGAAUUUCACGGAAGAUCGUUAAGACACGUUGUUGGCAAAUCUAACGAGAGAAACAAUUACGAUAAUGGCGCAGAUCGGCACAGAUACAAUUCGAACAAAAUUAUUCGAACGAAUGUUCGUUCUAAUGGUUAUCGCGAUAACAAGUACAAUAAUAAUAUCACAUCAAAUAUUAGUUACACGAAUCUCACGAUAAUUCCAGAGACUGAAUUUUCUUGCCGUGGAAGGAAGGGUAUGUUCGCUGACGUAGAAACCAAGUGUCAAGUAAGUUCACUGAAUGUAUUAAACGCUUUUACUUUUAAUCUUAACGUGCAGAUAUUCAAUAAUUACAACUUUACGCUGGUACUCGUGACGAGUUGGCCGGUUAACUUCCGAGGUUAUCUUCACACGACACGUUUUGUCUUUCAUAAUUGUUCUGGUUGGUCGAGAACGUCUUCUCUUUGUCCACGUGGUACGGCUUUCAGCAAGGAUAAAAAUCGAUGCGAAUGGUGGAACACCGUCCAAUGCAGAGAAUGAUAAGUUAACUAAAAAUAACAAGUGUAUUUGAAGUCGAUUGAUCAUCGGACUCUAAACGACACAUGAACUUUAACCAUUGAGUAUUUUUCAUUCAACUGAAGAUUUUUUAUAACAUCUUUAGUUAUAUAAAAAAAAAAAAAAAAACAUCAUGAAAAUUUAAUUUUUAACAAUCCUCAUUAAUUUAAAUGUUCAUGAAACAUUUCAAUGUGUUGGAUUAAUAAGAUACACGGUUAUUCAAAUGUAAUCACACGUAAUUGAUCCAAUCGCUAAUAUGAAAAAAAAGAGGCGAAUCUCAAUAUGAAAAAAACCCAAUAAGAAAAAAACUCAAUAAGAAAAAUGAAUACAGUGUCGAUCUCCAAGAACAAUACUGUGCUUAUGAUUAUGUAAGCAAGAUAACUACAAACGUGAUAUCCGUAGUAAAAAAUUAUUCAGCCAUAACGUCGUAAGAUACAGUGUUCGAAUUAAGAUCUGCGUAAAUCUAAGAAAUUUUGUACAAGUUAUUUUUUAUAGUAAAAUGUUAA
Vespa mandarinia (Asian giant hornet) is the source of this 2031-nucleotide messenger RNA. RefSeq lists its product as uncharacterized. The record is from RefSeq and is a predicted model, not a curated record. Gene Ontology annotation, molecular function: chitin binding. Lineage: Eukaryota; Metazoa; Arthropoda; Insecta; Hymenoptera; Vespidae. Gene Ontology annotation, cellular component: extracellular region.